AUGACCAAGGUGCUGAGCUUGAUGCUGCAUCUGCUCACGGAUAAGCUCAUGUUGGCGACGCUGGUGAUCCAAUUCCUCGCGACGCAGCUGGAGCUCUUUCUGAUGCAGAUUAAUCUUUUGCUCUUCAAGUUUCCGACGUUCUACAGCUUCUUCCCGCUCAUUUUGCAGCAACGUCGAAAGCCGACGGCAUUUCUGAGGUUUCUAUUGGCCCCCACCAAUUAG
Messenger RNA from Phytophthora nicotianae INRA-310, 222 nucleotides. RefSeq lists its product as hypothetical. The transcript is spliced from 2 exons. The coding region runs from base 1 to 222 and encodes 73 amino acids. The record is from RefSeq and is a predicted model, not a curated record. Lineage: Eukaryota; Oomycota; Peronosporomycetes; Peronosporales; Peronosporaceae.